Racocetra persica is the source of this 1051-nucleotide messenger RNA. The record is from the annotation of a GenBank genome assembly. NCBI's taxonomy places the organism in Eukaryota, Fungi, Glomeromycota, Glomeromycetes, Diversisporales, Gigasporaceae.
GAAUAUGUGCAUUAUUUAAAUCGCACAAUGCCUGAGUUGACCCAAGUUGAACAGUUCGCGUUAGGUUAUCAUGAUUUUCUGCAAUCUCCUUUACAGCCAUUGAUGGAUAAUUUAGAGUCAUCUACCUAUGAAGUUUUCGAAAAAGACUCCACAAAAUAUGCAUUAUACGAGAAGGCAAUACAUCAUGCCCUUCUGGAUCAUACUAUCGGAUCGGAAGAAAUGAUCUUAGAAGCGGCUGAGAAAGCACAAAAACGAGUUAAGGUAUAUGCUAUUGAAAAGAAUCCUAGUGCUUUUGUCAUUUUACAGAAUAAAAAAGCAGAAAUAUGGGGUGAUAAAGUGACAAUCGUGUUUUCUGAUAUGAGAUUCUGGAAAGCUCCAGAAAAAGCUGAUAUUUUAGUCAGCGAGCUUUUAGGUUCGUUUGGUGAUAAUGAGUUAUCACCAGAAUGUUUGGAUGGCGCACAAAAGUUUUUGAAAUCUGGUGGUAUAUCAAUACCUGCUUCUUACACGGCUUUUAUUUCACCAAUUUCAUCAUCAAAACUUUAUAAUGAGGUUGCGGCGUACAAAGAUCUGGCUCACUUUGAGACUCCAUAUGUUGUUAUGUUUCAAUCUGCUUCUGAGUUAGCCAAACCAUGUCAGGUUUGGCGUUUUGAUCAUCCAAAUGGGAACAUUUCGGUUGACGAAAAUGGAAAUCCCAUUAAUAAUUAUCAUAACACACGAUACUCUAAAGUGACCUUUAACAUAAGAGAAUCUGGAAUACUGCAUGGUAUUGCUGGAUAUUUUGAAUCGAUAUUAUAUAAAGAUAUCAUACUGAGCAUUCAUCCGGAUACACAUUCCGUUGAUAUGUUUAGUUGGUUUCCCAUUUUUUUCCCGUUAAGGAUACCAAUUUAUCUACCUUCUAAUACAAAACUUGAUAUCAAUUUUUGGAGAUUAACAAAUUCUCAGAAAGUAUGGUACGAGUGGUGUGUUGAUCCUUCUAUUCAAUUAGGACCAGAGACGGUUUCGUUUGGUCCGUCUGCAAUACACAAUGUAUUGGGAAGGUCGAGUUGGAUAG